UAUGAUUCAUGACACUGACAAAGCAGGAUGCAAACGAAAAGACGGCAACACUAUUCACAUAAUGACUCCAAAUUUUGAAGCAGAUUCUGUAAAUGUCAACUGGUCCAAAUGCAGUCGGAGAGAAAUCACCAGGUUUUUGGACAAAGGUUUAGGAAAAUGUCUACAGGAUCGACCACAGGAUUUGGAGGACUACAAGUAUCCGGAUUUGCCACCAGGUGUCAUGUACGAUGCCAACCAUCAAUGUCGGCUUCAGUUCGGGACCAAAGCUACUCCUUGUGCUCCGUUGGAAGAAAUUUGCCUGCAUAUUUGGUGUUCUGUCAACAAUUCCUGCACUACUCUGUUGAGGCCUGCUGCUUCUGGAACUUCCUGCGGGAAACAUAUGAAAGUCGGAUGCGACUGGGUGGUGGACUCAACUACCGAAGAGGACGAUUGCGGCAUCUGCCAGGGAGAUGGAAGUAAAUGCGACAAAAAGGAAGGGACGUUCGAUAAACAAAAUUGGUCCCUGGGCUACGAAGAAAUUGUGGUCAUACCACGCGGAGCCCGCAAUAUACAAAUUGACGAGAAAGAUUAUUCCCAGAACUAUAUUAGUAUAGGCAGCGCCUUGGACAGGAAAUUCUAUCUGAACGGAGAGAUGCGUAUUUCUUUGCCUGGAGAAUACACUAUUGCUGGAACCCAAGCCCUCUACGGAAGAGACAACCAUUUAGAGAAAAUACGUAUUCCAGGGCCCAUACAGGAACCGAUAAUUGUAUAUUUAUACUUCAGAGGCCAAACACUGAACCCUGGGGUCCACUACAAGUACUCCAUUUGGAAACAAGAAAAAACGAAGCAGAUCAAGUACUCCUGGAUAAUGGGAGAGUGGUCGCAAUGUUCCGCAACGUGCGGAGGCGGAAUCCAACAUCGACAGCCACUCUGUCAGGAAUCUACAGUAUCUACCGUCACGUCGGAGCUGGAGAGGCCAACUCCCGUAGACGAAUACUUCUGUGAAUCACCGGAAAAGCCGGAGAAAGAAAUGAGAACUUGCAACGACGACGCAUGCGCAUACAAAUGGUGGGCGGGACCGUGGCAGGCGUGUUCUGAAACGUGUUUCCGGCAGGGUAAAAAGGUGAUGAAAAGAAGAAGUGUUGUUUGUGUAGAUGAUGAAGAGACAGCGCUGCCUGACCAAUUCUGCGAUAAGAAAUCCAAACCCUUAGAGUACAAGCCAUGUACUUCUUUACCAACAUGUUGAAGCUUAUAAUUAUUGUACAAUAAAUAGUUUUAUU
This is a messenger RNA of Leptinotarsa decemlineata (Colorado potato beetle), 1259 nucleotides long. RefSeq names its product ADAM metallopeptidase with thrombospondin type 1 motif B (gene AdamTS-B). NCBI's taxonomy places the organism in Eukaryota, Metazoa, Arthropoda, Insecta, Coleoptera, Chrysomelidae. Gene Ontology annotation, biological process: extracellular matrix organization; proteolysis. The record is from RefSeq and is a predicted model, not a curated record. Gene Ontology annotation, molecular function: metalloendopeptidase activity. Gene Ontology annotation, cellular component: extracellular matrix.